Penicillium paradoxum is the source of this 1170-nucleotide messenger RNA. Its product is annotated as NAD(P)-dependent alcohol dehydrogenase. The record is from RefSeq and is a predicted model, not a curated record. The coding region runs from base 1 to 1170 and encodes 389 amino acids. Lineage: Eukaryota; Fungi; Ascomycota; Eurotiomycetes; Eurotiales; Aspergillaceae. The transcript is spliced from 4 exons. Gene Ontology annotation, molecular function: zinc ion binding; oxidoreductase activity.
AUGAUUCCAGAAAAGCAAAUCCCAACAACAGCAUUCGUGGUUGAGAAACCCGGGGCUCCCUUUGUCCUUCAAGAUGUUAUUUUGGAUGAAGUCCGGGCAAAUGAAGUUCUGGUUGAGAUGAAGUAUACCGGCCUAUGCCACACAGAUAUUGUUGUCCAGCAAGGCGCGAUCCCUGUCGGUGAUUAUCCCGCCGUUCUAGGCCACGAAGGCGCUGGAAUCGUCCGUCGCGUCGGCAGUGGCGUCAAAGACAAGUCCCUCCAAGAGGGCGACCUUGUGUUCCUGAGCUUCAGCUCCUGCCACAAGCAAUCCUGCACGCCCUGCAAGGAAGGCCGAAAUGGAUACUGUGAUCAGAUAACACCUAUUAAUUUCGCCGGUGCGCGCGGCCUCAGUGCUUCCGAGUCACCUAUCUCUUUCCCGGGUGGCAAGGGCCAAAUCCGCGGUCAGUUCUUCGGCCAGUCCUCCAUGAGCAAACUGGCUGUGGUUGAUGAGCGGUCGGUUGUCAAGUCUCCUUCGGAAUCUGGAAUCACGAUCGAGGACAUGGCGGUCCUGGCUCCGCUGGGCUGUGGAUAUCUGACCGGUGCUGGCACCGUCUUCAAUGUUCUCAAGCCUAGACCGACAAGUCGCUUUGCUGUCCUUGGAAUGGGCGCCGUUGGGCUUGCGGCCAUGUUGGCUGCUCGGUCUCUGGGUGUCGAAACUAUCAUUGCGGUCGAUAUCGUUGACGCAAAGCUCGAGCUGGCAAAGUCCUUUGGCGCAUCGCAUACAUUGAACACAAAGAGUGUGUCCGAUCUUGCCCAGGGGCUAUUGGAUAUGUUCCCUGAUGGGGUUGAUUGUAUCCUUGACACAACUGGUGUAGUCCCUCUGCUCGAGGCUGCUGUCAAGGCUUUGGGCCACGAAGGCACAUUGGCUAUUGUGGGCGUGGCUCGCCCUGGCUCAUCACUUAACAUCGACCCGUUGGCACUCAUGAUGGGUUGCAAGCGUGUUGUCGGUGUGAUUGAGGGCUGCGCAAACCCUGCUGUGAUUGUUCCACAGCUGAUUGAUCUAUACAAGCAAGGGAAAUUCCCCGUUGACAAGCUUGCUAAAAUCUAUGCCCCUGAUGCCCUUGAACAAGCUCUGGCAGAUUUGCACUCAGGAAGUGUGAUCAAGCCCAUCAUCAAGUGGGCCGAUCUAUGA